Messenger RNA from Closterium sp. Naga37s-1, 990 nucleotides. The record is from the annotation of a GenBank genome assembly. NCBI's taxonomy places the organism in Eukaryota, Viridiplantae, Streptophyta, Zygnematophyceae, Desmidiales, Closteriaceae.
AUGCAAUCACGGUACAAUCACGGUACAAUCACGUCACAACCUUCCAUGCAAGCAACACACGCCACUCCUAGGCGACUGGACUUCCUUGUUCCCCCCUCCUUCUCUCCUCCCUCCCUCCCUCCCUCCCUCCCUCCCUCCCUCCCUCCCUCCCUCCCUCCCUCCCUCCCUCCCCCCCCUCCCUCCCUCCCUCCCUCCCUCCCUCCCCCCCUCCCUACCCUUCCGUUUUCCCUUUUCGUUCCCCACCACAACCACUCACUCUCCCUCCCUCCUGUGUGCAGGGGAGCAGAUCCAAAGCAGCUCGCCUUCUCUCUCGCCCUUGGCUUCGUCACCGGCCUCUUCCCUCUCUGCGGUACACCCACUCUACUCUCGAUUCUAUGCUACAAGAGGCCUGACAACAGCUCUAUGUGCGGUCUGACGGCAGCGCUGUGUGCGGUGGUGGCAUAUGUACUGCGCUCCAGGAGCCAUGGGCCCACUAUGAUGUUUGCCACGUUCCUCGCCACGCCUGUGGAAGUCAGCCUCAUAAUCCCUUACAUGCGUCUGGGAGAGUGCCUAGCACGGUCUGACCAUCACGCCAUCUCGCCAGCAGCACUGCUCGCUGCGCUCUCCUUCUCUCACUCCGGAGGCAAGGCGUCCGCGCGCCUCCUCCUCGGCCUUGUCCACGCGGUGCUCGCAUGGCUGGUGACCGCCCCUCUCCUCGUCUGGCUCUUCUACCGCUUGCUGCUUCCCUUGGCGGUUCGCUUCACGAGACGAGCACCCCUCUCCCAUGUCACCACGGGUAUAGUCAUAGGCAGUAGCUCCGGUGCUGCUGGUGGCGGUGGGCAUGUUGCUGGUAGCAGUGCAAGCAGCAUCACACAUCCCACACACACGCACGCUGUGCACUCGCAUGUGAAUGCACAUGCAGGGAUGUAUGCUGCUAGUGCACAAACGGAUGUAACACGUGGGGGGAUAGGGCAUGGUUCGAUUGAUGUCUUGGAUCCCAGGGAGGAAUGA